AUGUUCAGUCCCGCCUUCGCCGUGUUCAACUUCCUCAGCAUCGCCUUCGUUCUCCUCCCAGCGGCAUGGCACUGGACAGCGCGCAACACAGCGACCCUGCUCUUCAUCUUCUGGUGUUUGGUCACGAUCGUACCUAUGGCCAUCAACAGCGUCGUCUGGUACAACGAAGUCGACAUUCGAGCUCCGGUUUACUGCGAUAUCAUCACUAAGCUGCGAAUUGGCGGCGAUGUCGGCAUUCCUGCAGCGACCCUGUGCAUCACUCGCCAACUCGAAGCCAUCGCUGCCGCUCGACAAGCCCAAUUCAGUGCGAAGGAUCGCUACCAGCGGAGGAUCGUAGACCUCUCCAUCGGCCUAGGUCUUCCCCUGUUGGUGAUGAGUCUGCACACCGUCGUGCAGGGUCAUCGGUACGACGUCAUUCAGCGCGUCGGAUGCAUCCCUGCGGUGUACUGGAGCCUCCCGGCCGUCUUCCUCGUCAUAAUCUGGCCGGUCAUCCUCCUUCUCGCCGCUGCAGUAUAUGCCGGUCUCGCCGUCCGCCUGUUCAUCGCACGACGAUAUCAAUUCGCUCGCCUCCUCGAAUCCUCGAAAAGCGCCAUCUCCACCAACCGUUUCAUCCGACUCAUCGCCCUCUCUGUCACACAAAUCGCCUACUCUCUCCCCGUCGCGCUUUGCGUGCGCAUCAUCCAAUUCACCACGAUUCCCCUCAAUCCCUAUUCUAGCUGGGACAACGUGCACUACGGCUUCAACUACGUGGGCACGGUCACCCUGCAGCAGUUCGAACUCGGGAGCAAGACGUAUUUGCGACUGCAGGAGUUGAACUACUGGCAAUACGCCUUCUCCUGCACCCUCUUCUUCCUCUUCUUCGGUCUCGGCGAGGAAUCGCUAGCCAGUUACCGUCGGUGGGGCAUGGCAGUACUUCGUCUCGUCCGUCGACGACCAGCAUCGGAGGACCAUAAGAGCCCCCUACCUCCGGCAACGUCCAUCUCCUUGCCGCCAUAUCCACGCAGCGACUCGACGGCAACGGAGGAGCGCGAGAAACGGGGUUUCACAACUACAGGCGGCGUGUUCGUGACGAUCGAGGAGAACGAUUAUGCGUCUGUUUAA
Molecule: messenger RNA, 1101 nt
Organism: Rhodotorula toruloides NP11
Lineage: Eukaryota; Fungi; Basidiomycota; Microbotryomycetes; Sporidiobolales; Sporidiobolaceae
Product: A1 mating-type pheromone receptor
Exons: 4
Coding region: 1-1101 (366 amino acids)
Biological process (GO): G protein-coupled receptor signaling pathway
Cellular component (GO): membrane
Molecular function (GO): mating-type a-factor pheromone receptor activity
Source: RefSeq, a predicted model, not a curated record